AUGUUGAAGUGCGUCAAAAUUAGUGCUCCUCUUUUCGUCCUUACUACAUAUUUUGUUGUUGCCUUCUCGGAAAACCCGGUUGUAAAUGGCGUUAUUCCUAGUGAAUUCAUUGGUCUCAGCGACGGAGUUCUUGAAGUUCCGCCCAAUAAAAACAUUUCUUUGCAUAUUUACGGGGAGAAUUUCGAAAACGUGACAUACUUGGCCUUCGCAACAUCUAGAGAUGAACAUUCAUUUUCCUGUGAGAAUCAUCGUGCAACAAUUGCCUUUAUUGUACAGAAAUCCACAUUCUAUUUACUUGAGGCGUCGGUUUUGCUGCGCCAAUUGUCGUCUUUCGAAAGUGCUUUCUAUAUCUGCUUCAAAUUAGCUCAUCCGCUUUACCACCAGAAUCAAACUAUAAGCUGGGUUUACGCCAACCCGAUGCAUCCAGCAGCAGUUGUCACUCUCCGUACAGCAUCUACCAUUAUGCCUUUAUGGGUUCAGAUUAUUCUCAUUAUUAUUCUUUUCUCAUUGUCGGGCCUCUUUUCGGGGCUUAACCUUGGACUGAUGGCGCUAGAUAAGACAGAGCUUAAGAUUAUUGAAACUGCUGGGGACCCUGAUGAGAAGCGCUAUGCAAAAGCAAUUCGUCCUGUAAGGGAGAAAGGGAAUCUGCUACUCUGUACAAUCUUACUCGGAAAUGUGACGGUCAACACAUCUCUUACUAUACUCAUGGACAAUCUAACGGGAAGUGGUCUAUUUGCAGUCAUUGCCUCGACCCUGGGCAUUACCACAUUUGGUGAAAUUCUUCCCCAAGCAAUAUGUUCCCGCCACGGUCUCGCCAUUGGGGCAAAAACGAUCUGGCUUACACGAUUUUUCAUGGUAGUCACAUUUCCACUAGCCUUUCCAAUCAGCUUUGUUCUGGACAAAAUGCUCGGGGAAGAUUUGGGUCAGGUUUACAGCAAGGAAAAACUAGGUGUACUAUUAAAAGAGCAGCAAGAUGCCGGUCUUGUUGCACCUGAUGAAAUGAACAUAAUUGCUGGUGCCUUGAACAUGUCUACAAAGACCGUGAAGGACAUUAUGACCCAACUUAGUGAUGCUUUUAUGCUGCCCAGCACGGCCCUCUUGGACUUCGACACAAUGAACGAGAUAUUUUCCCAUGGAUUCACUCGAAUUCCCAUGUAUGAGGGCGAUCGGAGGAACAUCAAAGCUAUUCUCAAUGUCAAAGACCUUGGCUUCAUUAAUGCCGAUGACAAAGUGCCCGUGGCAACUGUUUGCAACUUCUACAAUAGGUCUAUUGUUGUGGUACCGGAGACCACCAGCCUUGAGGCCAUGCUCAAGGAAUUUAGACAAGGCAAGACUCACAUGGCUUUUGUGGAACGUAUCACACCCAACGGUGUUGGUGAUCCUUUCCAGGAAUUGGUUGGUCUUGUAACACUAGAGGAUGUUAUUGAGGAAAUAAUUCAAGCUGAAAUCGUGGAUGAAACAGAUAUUUUCACUGAUAAUACGAGGAAGCAGCCACGCCUCGUUAGAAAAACAGACUUCCGUGUUUUUAACACCUCAAACUCCAACAAACCGCGCCAUCAUCUAUCACCGCAGCUCAAAAUUGCUGCCCUGCGCCACCUCGCUUCG
This is a messenger RNA of Hydatigera taeniaeformis, 1605 nucleotides long. The record is from the annotation of a GenBank genome assembly. NCBI's taxonomy places the organism in Eukaryota, Metazoa, Platyhelminthes, Cestoda, Cyclophyllidea, Taeniidae.